Talaromyces marneffei is the source of this 783-nucleotide messenger RNA. RefSeq lists its product as uncharacterized. NCBI's taxonomy places the organism in Eukaryota, Fungi, Ascomycota, Eurotiomycetes, Eurotiales, Trichocomaceae. Gene Ontology annotation, cellular component: cytoplasm. The transcript has 4 exons. Bases 1 to 783 code for a protein of 260 amino acids. The record is from RefSeq and is a predicted model, not a curated record. Gene Ontology annotation, biological process: N-acetylglucosamine metabolic process.
AUGUCCGCCGAAACAUUCACAGCCAUCGACGAAAAACUGUCCGAUCUAGAUCCAACCACCACCACCACCAACACGGAAUCAGUCUUACCGUCUGUCGUUAACAAGGGGCGAUUACCAUACUGGCUCGUAAAUGUCCCCCGCGAUCAAUGGCCGGAUUCAUGUCCCGAGUAUCUUAAGGAGCAAUCCGAUAAGAAUAUAGGGAUUCUGGCAACCCCGGAUGAGGAGUAUGAAUGGAUUAGGUGGGAGAAGGUUAAGGAGUUAGUUCGAACGAAUGAUAUUGGAAAGUUUCAACGUUUACCUUCUGAUCUGAGGAGGUAUCUGGAAUACAUGUUCUAUCUGAAACAGAAAUAUGGCUCGAUUAUGGACUUUGUGGUUUCUGAACGAUUACAUUGGGACCAAGAAGGGGGUUUGAAGGCGCGAGGGCAGCCGUUUGAAUGUGAUGAUGACCUCAAAAUCCUGUAUAACGAUUGGCCAUACGGCCUGGAGAAAGGGAUUGUCCAUCUAGUCAUCUGGACCAAGUUUGAGCUUGAAGAAGAUCCUGCUACCGGUCUUUUGACGGAGUCUAUGUGGAAGAAGAUUGAUGAUUAUGUUGGGAGGGUCUUUCGCUCUCGUAUACCCGCUGAUCAGAUCGUAUGGUUCAAGAAUUGGAAGUCACUCAAGUCUAUACAUGCGAUUGAGCAUUUCCAUGUAAUGCUGAAUCAUCCGGACAUGGAGUUUAUCAAGGAAAUCACGAAUGGAGAUGUUCCUUUGGUGGAAAAGGUGACACAAGGAAGGGCUCCAUGA